Agelaius phoeniceus (red-winged blackbird) is the source of this 1624-nucleotide messenger RNA. It is a transcript of the gene ABI3, whose product is annotated as ABI family member 3. Lineage: Eukaryota; Metazoa; Chordata; Aves; Passeriformes; Icteridae. Gene Ontology annotation, cellular component: SCAR complex; lamellipodium; actin-based cell projection. Gene Ontology annotation, molecular function: SH3 domain binding; signaling adaptor activity. The record is from RefSeq and is a predicted model, not a curated record. Gene Ontology annotation, biological process: neuron migration; regulation of cell migration.
AUGUCGGAGCUGGAGCGGCUGCGGCUGAGCGAGAUCCCCGCGGGCCGGCAGCAGCUGCGGGAGCAGCACCACAACCUGCUCAGGGUGGCCGAGUACUGCCACAGCAACUACCUGCAGGCCGGCGACAAGAGGGAGGCGCUGCAGGAGACGAUGGCUCUGAGCACGCAGUCCCUGGCCAGCGUCGCCUACCAGGUCAGCAGCCUGGCCAGAGCCUUCCUGCGCCUCAUGGACCUGCAGGCGGCCCAGCUGCGCCAGCUGGAGGCCGAUGUCACCUGCGUGGCACAGAGCGUGGACAUCCACAAGGAGAAGGUGUCCCGCCGCGAGAUCGGCGCCCUGACCGUCACCAGGAGGUGCCUGAGCUUCCAGAAGGUUCUGCCCCCCCCGGAGCCCCCCGUGCUGGAGCCCUACUACAGGAGACCCCUCAACUUCAGCGUCCUGGACAGCGUCGGCCACGGGGUCAAGGACACCAGCACGCAGCUGUCCCGCACGGGCACCCUGGCUCGCAAAAGCACCAAAUGCUCCUCGGCCCAGGCUGCGGGGACGCUGGGGAGGAGCAGCCGUGUCCCGGAGCCGGUGCAGCCGCCCGUGGUUCCCAUGGGGAAGCUCCCGAGCGGCUCCUCCCCACUCAGCUCCAGCGGGGCCCCGGCAGCUCCCGGGGACGGAAUUCCUGCCCCGCCACCCCUGCCCGUGGGGCCGCCCCUGCCCGUGGGGCCGCCCCUGCCCGUGGGGCCGCCCCUGCCCGUGGGGCCGCCCCUGCCCGUGGGGCCGCCCCCGCCCGCCGCUGCCAUCCCAGCUCCGCCACCGCUCCCCGGGCACCCGGCCGUGCCCCCGCCCCCAGCCCCCGAUGACCUCGAGCUGCCGCCGCCGCCCCUGGCUGAGCCCGACUUUGGGGACCUGGCCCUGCCACCGCCACCGGACGCAGAGGAGCCCCCGUGGGACCCGCAGAGCUACCUGUAGACAGUGGUGGCCCCGCUCCCUGAGCCGCGGCAGGAGGACACCGAGGAGGACACUGAGCUGGGAAUGCAGCGGGGCAGGAGCUGAUCCCAGGGGCCACCUCUGGAUCCCAGCCCUGGAUCCCAGCCCUGGAUCCCAGCCCUGGAUCCCUGUGCUGGAUCCCUGUGCUGGAUCCCAGCCCUGGAUCCCAGGCCAGAACAGAACCCCAGGCACAGAGCAGAGCCCACUGUCCCUGUGGGCUCCAGGGAUGCUCCAGCCCCAAAACCGCUCCCCAGGGUGUCCCCAGGGUGUCCCCAGAGUGUCCUCAGAGUGUCCCCUGCCCAUCCCCUGCCCAUCCCCUGUCCAUCCAUCCCCUGUCCAUCCAUCCCCUGUCCAUCCAUCCCCUGUCCAUCCAUCCCCUGUCCAUCCCCUGUCCAUCCCCUGUCCAUCCAUCCUCUGUCCAUCCCCUGUCCAUCCAUCCCCUGUCCAUCCAUCCCCUGUCCAUCCCCUGUCCAUCCAUCCCCUGUCCAUCCCCUGUCCAUCCAUCCCCUGUCCAUCCCCCAGACUCCAGGGCCCGAGCAGGAGCCAGAGCAGGACCCCCCCUCGGUGCAGCUCAGAGCUGUGUCCCAGCCAGGCUCAUGUCUGUCUGUCUGUCUGUCUGUCUGCAAUACAGAGCUCUGUCCGUCUUACA